AUGGUUUUGUGUUUUGUGGUGCAUUGCUGGCUCUAUGGCAUAAAAGGUAAAAUUUACUAUGGUUGUGUUUGUGAUUACUGUGGUGUUUUUGUGGUUAAAUGGUUGAAGUGUACCGUUUUUGUGGUUACCUAUCGAAAUUCCUAUUGUUUUACGUACACAAAGAUGAAUUACUUAGGAGAAUAA
Messenger RNA from Hansenula anomala, 183 nucleotides. RefSeq lists its product as uncharacterized. NCBI's taxonomy places the organism in Eukaryota, Fungi, Ascomycota, Saccharomycetes, Phaffomycetales, Wickerhamomycetaceae. Bases 1 to 183 code for a protein of 60 amino acids. The transcript has a single exon. The record is from RefSeq and is a predicted model, not a curated record.